AUGACUCCGAUCGAACGAGCAACUCUUCGCCCCAUCGUCUACUACGAGUUCCUCCAAGGACACUGCGAGAGCCACCGCGAACAGCAUCUGCGCUACAAGGGCAACGUCUUGUACGCUUGGUAUCUGACGCUAACGCUUGACGGAUGUGGAGAAUGGUCCCACAGGCAACCCAGGAUCAUCAACGGCUCCGGUGUGCAACACAUCAUGUCGGCACCUUGGAUGGCAUCCAUUCACGUGCAGAUCCAUGGAUAUAAUUUCGCUUGUGCCGGGACGAUCAUCCACCCGAGAUUCGUCUUGACCGCUGCUCAUUGCCUUUUUACUGAGCAGCUUCCCAAUGGUGUGGCACCAAACGUCACCGUUUAUAUGAAUGAUCUGCGGCGCCACAGGGGAGACAUGCGACCGCUCUUCGUUCUCCACACCUGGGGACAUGCUGAUUACGACAUCGCAUUGAUAGAGCUCGCCGGAUCCGUGCCCCUAGGCAUGGAUGACACGGCUCCCAAGCCCUGGAUCUGCAUUCCUAGUGACGACGACAUGGACGUGGCGAAACGCUGCAGGGCGAAGGUCUUCGGAUGGGGGUUCACCGACUACAGCGAGAUGGUGGAACCCGAAUACCUGCAACAACUCGACGUCCGCAUCUUAGAAGAGGGCGACCCUGGCUGUCGCGUGCCGGAGAAUCACAGAGGUGUCAUGUGCGCCUACGGGACCAGACGUCGAAGCGGGAUUUGCUUCGGUGACAGUGGAGGUCCCCUCGUUGUCUAUUACGGACGGAAGGCGUACCUCAUGGGGGUGACCUCACACGUGCCUGGCAUGUGCUCCGACGCCCCCGCCAUCUUCGUUCGAGUCAGACACUUCCAGGAAUACAUCCGAAAUUUCCUUCUCGAUCUUUGA
Darwinula stevensoni is the source of this 888-nucleotide messenger RNA. The record is from the annotation of a GenBank genome assembly. Lineage: Eukaryota; Metazoa; Arthropoda; Ostracoda; Podocopida; Darwinulidae.